This is a messenger RNA of Toxoplasma gondii ME49, 2648 nucleotides long. RefSeq lists its product as hypothetical. Gene Ontology annotation, cellular component: ribonucleoprotein granule; mitochondrial matrix. The record is from RefSeq and is a predicted model, not a curated record. Gene Ontology annotation, molecular function: RNA binding. The coding region runs from base 309 to 2648 and encodes 779 amino acids. NCBI's taxonomy places the organism in Eukaryota, Apicomplexa, Conoidasida, Eucoccidiorida, Sarcocystidae. Gene Ontology annotation, biological process: mitochondrial RNA processing; regulation of mitochondrial mRNA stability. The transcript has 10 exons.
GGACGCAUACCGUUGAUUUCCUAGAGAUUCAAACUCCGCUUAGUUCUCAGGAAAUAUCUUUCGAGCAGCUGCCGCCGCGCCAUUCCUUGUGCUGCCGAAAAACAAUGCAAAGUAAUCGAAUCGCAGCGACAGUGGCGAGCAUCUCUUGCGUUUGUGGCACGCAAGAGAACUAGCCGUUCCUUUCGACGCAACACGACGAAAAACGCCUUCUUUUCUUUUGAAAAAUGCUCCGUACAGUCCCUUCCCUGUUCUGACAGGUGCUUUCCCCGACUUCCUCCUUUGGUUCUGGUCGUCCGACUUUAUUGUGGAUGGUCGUUGCCUGUGUAGGCUUCGGGGGAAGCGCGUCCCCUUUGUUUUCCUUCUCUUCCAGAAUGGUGAACUUGAAAGGGUGCUCGAAGGAAUGCUUCCUCUCGGGCUGUCGGGGUCGAGGGCCUCUUUCGCCUGAGCUGACUCGCGACGCUCUCUCGAUGCGGGAAACGCUGAUGCGCCGCCGAGUCCAGUUUCUUCGAACGCAGUCCGAAGCUGCAAGAGCUGCAGAGAGUGGUGAGCAGCAGCCGACCGCGAUUGUGAGUCGUCGGGAUUCCCUCGUCGUCUCUCGAACUCGUAGACUUGGUUGCAGCGCAUCUCCACAUCUGCCCCCACGGCCGUGUUCUUCGUCAGCUCAGACAACAGGACCCGCACACAGACUCGAAAGAUGGAAAAGCCAUUUAGAGAGUAGACCAUCGUGUGUGGCUGGCGGUGCCGGCCAGUCGUUGACGCCGGAGUGUACUGACUCCUCAGCCUGCCUUCCCUCGCGCUACGCUGCUGUGAGGACGCGGUCCUAUUCGCAGCUGCGAACGCCACUGUUUUCGCCAGCGUCGGCGUCCACCCCCGGAGCGUACGCGCGAAUCUGUCCGCCAUUCACAGUACCCUUUGCGUCUCGCGAAGAGGAGAAGAAGGUGCUGAUGACUUUGCAUGCUGUCCAACAAUACGACGACGACACGAAGCUGUCACUCAAGGUGUUUCACCUCCAAGAGCUCGCUCAAACCAGCAUGACGUUCAGCCAACUGAGCCUGGAUGAGAGAUUCCUCCGUCUCCUGCGCGACAUCCACGCAAAUGCCAAAGACCUGUCUCCUGCUCAGCUCCAGGCCCUUGCUGUCUCAUGCCGAGAGUUGAAUUUGAACGGCGCGGAUAUCAUGUGGAAAACGGUAGCGCGACACAUUGUUCGACUCACGAAAAGUCCGUCGGCACCAGUCAGCGGAAUCACCUUCAGUCAGGUGGCCCACGCGAUGUCCUGUUUCGCCAGCAAAAAGGCUGAAGUCCAGAGACACCUGAGGCACAUGCUGAAGUACAUCCUGCAGGGGUCGCGCAGACUUAACGAGCACGAUAUCGUCUGCGUCCUUUACACUCUCCGGAGGUACAACUGCAACGCCACAGAAACAGAUGGACGAUCCGAUUGGCCGUACCUCCGUUGCCUCCGCCUCUGCGCGUCCAUUGUGGAAAGCCGCCUUGCGGACUUUCACCCCCGUUUUCUAGUGUACAUUAUCUAUGAGUUCGCUCUCACUGGCGUUGUACCAUGGCGAUUGGUUUACCGGUCAAACAACUUAAUCAAACAGUCUGUUCAUCGCCUAUCGGACAAAGAGCUGGCCCUGUACGUUUUGGCAUCGUCCAAGUACUGUCUUCUGGACACGCAGUUACUCAAGCGCAUCGGCAGACGACUCAGCGACGAUGCGCUGAACUUCCAGUUUUCCAACGCCAGCUUAUCGAUGUUGUUGUACGGCUUUGCCUCAAUGAAUUUCCGCGAAAAGAAUCUAAUCAAGCUGUGCUGCGAAAGGAUACAAAAGGCUGCAUGUACCCUCGAGGAGAUCACGGUCGCCCAACUGGCUUACGCGCUCGGCAGGCUUGGUGUGCGCGAGGAAGCGACAUGGAAGGCGCUGGCAAAAGCGGCAGCGGAUUGUAUGGACUGUAUGUCACCCGCGGAAAUAUCGAGCACGGUGCAUGCAGCAGGGAAAGUUGGCUUUGCAGACGAAAGGCUUUUCUCCGCCGUCGUCGAACACGCGACAAAACUGCAGGUUGCAUUCAGUACGCAACAACUACUGAAUCUCUUGGAUGGCCUCGCGCUCGCGGGGUUUUUCCACCAGCAACUUUAUCAAACUCUCCUCGACAACUUUGUACAAAGUGGUGGAGAGGACGACAUCCGUGGUGUCAAUCAGCUACGCCGUGUGAUGUUCACCAUCUUGCUAGAGUUCUCCAGCUUCCUGGAAAACGUCCCUCAGUCGAUCCAGCUGCUUGCCGAACAGCAUCAACAGCCGUUUUUGGAACACCAACACCAGCCUUAUCAUCCGGAGCUAAAAGCGUGCUUCGAAGAGAUGGAUUUUGAUGCAAGCGUGCUAAGCUCCAAGGGCGCCUACACGUUUGACGCGAAGAUUAAGAUCGGCCCGAAUGCUGGCAGUCCGAAAAAGACCGUCGCGCUGGACCUCCUAAGUGAAGGCAACUACUGCCCCAUCAGUGGAGAAUUACUAGGUGUCGCGAGGCUGAAGAGGCGCCACAUGAAAAUUCUCGGUUGGAAAUACGUAGAUGUGCGAAGGAAGACAUGGCUUAAGCUUCGCACAAGGGAAGAAAGGUGCAACGCGCUCCGCGAUGCCAUUGCCACUCAGAUUCUUUGUUAG